UGCUGGGGUCAAAAGGUUAGCACUUGAAAAUCGAAAAAUAACAAAAACAAUAAACAGACGAUGCUAGAAAAUUCCUACAAGAUUUACUGUCGAAGGUAAACGGUCUCUACUGCAUUCUCAUCACAGACAGGGAUGGUGUUCCAGUGAUGAAAGUAGGUACAGACAAAACUCCUGAGCAUGCCACAAGACCAAACUUUAUCUCAACAUUUGGACUGGCGAUCGACCAGGGAAGUAAGCUGGGUCUAGGAAAAACAAAGACUCUCAUUGCAACAUACUCUCAAUAUCAAGUUAUACAAAUGAAUAAGUUGCCACUGAUUGUUACUUUCAUCACUAGUGAUUCUUGCAAUACUGGACGUAUUUUAUCUUUGGAAAAGCAAUUGGAACCUCUUUUGGCUGAAAUUGCAUAUUCUGUGUCUGAAGCAUAAUUCUUCACUUUUAUACUAGAAUAAUACACAAAUACUUGUAAAAAAUUCUUCUUUAUUUCUACACAAUUAAACAUACAUGUAAAGAAC
Messenger RNA from Acanthoscelides obtectus, 512 nucleotides. The record is from the annotation of a GenBank genome assembly. NCBI's taxonomy places the organism in Eukaryota, Metazoa, Arthropoda, Insecta, Coleoptera, Chrysomelidae.